This is a messenger RNA of Salvelinus fontinalis (brook trout), 3267 nucleotides long. Its product is annotated as 1-acyl-sn-glycerol-3-phosphate acyltransferase delta-like. The record is from RefSeq and is a predicted model, not a curated record. Gene Ontology annotation, molecular function: 1-acylglycerol-3-phosphate O-acyltransferase activity. Bases 1646 to 2794 code for a protein of 382 amino acids. Lineage: Eukaryota; Metazoa; Chordata; Actinopteri; Salmoniformes; Salmonidae. The transcript has 9 exons. Gene Ontology annotation, cellular component: endomembrane system; mitochondrial outer membrane.
GUGUGUGUGUGUUAGUCAGAUUAUCCAGUGUCCACAGUGCAUGUGGUGUACUAUGGUCUUAGUCAUGCUCUCACUAACCUUUCCUUCCCGGAGGGCCUGAGGCUCUUGGAACGUGACUGAGGACACCCUGGCAUGACACCUGGACUUGCCCUGCCCAAUCUCACCUGGCUCCCAUCUACCUGCCCAUUACUUUAAAGUAAUUAACCUAUGCGGCUCUGUAUCCAUUGUCUUACUUACUACCGCAACAACUUGUGUCAAUUAUUUUCCCAUAAGGCUCUGGUCAAAUGUAGUGCAUUAGUUGUGGAGAAUAAGGUGCCCUUUGAAAGGUAUUCUGCCUGUUGAGCCACACCCUGCCUUUUGGAAAUCAUUUCUCCAUCUCAUUCCAGUUAAUCAAAUGAAGAUGAGAUGCUGUGACUAUAAUUGAUGUAGUAAAUUACUUUUCCUGUCAAUGACUUUAUAAAUGUCCUUCAUUGUGUACGUGUGUCCCUUUUGAAGGUUUAAUAAAACCUUCAUUCAGCCAAGAAAUCAAUAUUUUCAUUGAUGUAAUAUUCAACAGACUGAAGAGUCAUGUACCAAUGAGAUGAAUUUGUUGUGUUGCAGUUGUGUGUGGUGUUGUUGCCAUUCAGCAUCAUCUGGCCUUGGUAUCAUCUAGCCUUGGUACCGUAUAAUGUAUAACUGACAAAAUACUUCAGCCAUAGCAAAUCAUUAACGAGAGAAGUCACAGUUCCUGUUUGCGCUAAUCUUUAUUUGACUUGCUGUAAUACGGAGACACAGACUGUAUAAAAGCAUACAUUCAAGAAGCUAUGGUCAGAUGGAGAAGUAGAGAAAGAGCCAGUGGGGGCAGCAACAGGCAGGUAGAGGGGAGCCAGGUGGGCCAGGCCCAUCCAGGCGUCAGACCAGGGUGUCCUCAGUUGCAGUCUAAGUGCUUCAGACACUCCAGAAGGGUUAGGUAGAGCAUGGCUAAGAUCAUAGGGGUAGAGGAUAAUCAAUAGUGUUGCUGUGGACACUGGAUAAUCUAACACACACCUGUUUAACCUCACUGUGAUACUGUAGACCUACUUAUGUUACUUUUCUGAGUCAAUUCAGGUAGCAUUCAAUGUCCUGUGUUUGUGUUAACCAUGGCAGCCAGCAUUUCAAAGAAACCAUUUAUUUCAGUCUCUAGUUGAGAAAAUUAAGGAGUCUAUUGAUUCAGUCCUUGUUUCGUUUUCACUUAUUGUUACCUGGUAAAUAACCAAGAACCAUGGAAACCAGCUGAACCCAAUAAUUGAGGUAGCCUAGUAAAUGAUACGCCCCUCUGGUAUGUUCUAUUGGGAACUGUCUGGGAGUCGUUUCCCUGUUUACUACUCAAAUAUAUUUGACUUAAUAUGUCUAAAACGAAAUGAACUGCAAUACACUGGUCUGAACUAUAUUAGCAUAACUAGGCUACACAGAACAAAAGCGGACCCAUUGUAAAUCGAGAGUCUUUUUUAGUAUUAAAACGUAUCCCAGUGCAACAUGCCCAGCUCUAACCACUGGGGCGUGGCUUACGGAGCACUCUUUGAAAUGAGCGCUCGUAACGCCGUGUUCCAACUGAUCGAGUUAUCUCACCACACCGGCAGUGUCUGGGCCGCGUUAUCGCCACAAAAGAACCAAAGCCUGGGGCAAGAUGGGUCUGAUACAGUGGUUGAAGGGCCAGUUCUUGUGUCAUCUGGUCAUCUGCUAUGGGUUCUUUGUCAGCGGUCUCCUGAUCAACCUAUUACAGAUCUGCACUCUGCCCCUCUGGCCAAUCAACAAGCAGCUGGCCAGGAGGAUCAACUGUAAACUGGGAUACUCCCUCACCAGCCAGUCUGUGGCUCUCUUAGAGUGGUGGUCUGGCACUGAAGUCACGCUCUACACAGACCCAGAGAACUACCGACUCUACGGUAAAGAGAAUGCCAUCGUCGUCCUCAACCACAACUUUGAAAUAGACUUUCUGUGUGGCUGGACCUUCUGUGACCGAUUCGGGGUCCUUGGGGCCUCCAAAUGUUUAGCCAAGAAAGAGUUGUCGUACCUGCCUGUGAUUGGCUGGAUGUGGUACUUCCUGGAGAUGGUGUUUAUUAAGAGGAAGUGGGAGGAAGAUAAGAGGAACUUUGUCCAGAGUCUUCAGAACCUACGGGAUUACCCUGAGAACUUCUGGGUGAGCCAUCAAUCAACUAGUAAAUUCUUGCUCCACUGUGAGGGAACACGCUUCACAGAGGAGAAGCAUCGGGUCAGUAUGGAGGUGGCAGAGAAGAAAAGCCUGCCCAAACUCAAACACCACCUCCUGCCCAGGACCAAGGGUUUCUGGGUAGCCGUCCAGAACCUCAGGGGGACAGUUGCUGCAGUGUACUGUUGUACAUUAAAUUUCAGAAACAACGAAACUCCAACCUUGUUGGGGGUUCUCAAUGGGGAAAAGUAUCAUCCAGAUUUAUAUGUAAGGAGAAUCCCACUGGAGUCCAUACCAGAGGAUGAGGCCGAGUGUUCUGCCUGGCUUCAUAAACUCUACCAGGAAAAGGACAAGUUCCAGGAGGACUACAGCCAGACAGGGUGUUUCCCAGGCCCCAAAGUUACCCCACCAUGCAGACCCUGGGCCCUGAUCAACUGGCUGGGCUGGACCUGCCUUCUUCUAUACCCCCUCUGCCUCCUCCUGGUCCAGCUGGUCAACUCUGGGUCUAUUCUCAGCAUCCUGGCCACAGUUGCUUUCUGCACUGCAGUGUCAGUCGGUGGGCGCUGGAUGAUUGGACAGACUGAGGUUAAGAGAAGCUCCAGCUAUGGGGUCGCACUGAACAACAAAUGAGGGGAUGACCUUUUUUAAAACUUCAACCAAGUUCAAUUUACAAUUGCAAGAUUGAUUUCUUGCUAGCACCAGAGCGUCACUCACAUUACUAAUCUGAUAACUACAGCACAGUUCACCUCAUUCCAAGAAAUACUUGGUAACUGGUCAGGGAUAGCAUUGAAGUCAAUUCAAACAGGAUAAGACAGGGUUGACUGGUGCUUAAGUCUUUUGAGGGCACACCUGUCUAAUGGCAGUCUAAUAUGACCGUCUUCAUCUUGUCGAUACAUGGGAAUGUACUGAACCUAUACAAUGCACAGAUACGUUCAGGGCAUGCAUCCAGGUUGUUCAAGAUGUGUGACUAAAAUUGGCACUGUUGUGACUUUGUUAAAUGCACUUUUAUUAGUUGUGAUUUGAUAUGUGAAUGGACAAUGUUUAUUUGCAUGCAUCACAUUUUUUCUGUAAUAAAGACCAAAGAAUGAAAGCUGUAAAAAACA